Molecule: messenger RNA, 1006 nt
Organism: Strigops habroptila (Kakapo)
Lineage: Eukaryota; Metazoa; Chordata; Aves; Psittaciformes; Psittacidae
Gene: CD37
Product: CD37 molecule
Exons: 9
Coding region: 172-924 (250 amino acids)
Cellular component (GO): membrane
Source: RefSeq, a predicted model, not a curated record
CCACCCCAUAGCACCCCACAGCCGCCCCAUAGGCUCCAUUAGCACCCAUAGGGAUCCCCAUCAGCACCCAUUGGCCCCCCAUGGGAGCCCCACGUGACCCCCGCAAACUUCCGCCCCCCCCCCCCAGGCGCUUCCUGACCCCGCCGGGAGCACCCACAGACACCAGAGCCAAUGGGGCCCAGGGGCUGCCUCGGCCUGGCCAAGGGCUUCCUCUUCCUCUUCAACAGUGCGGCCGUGCUUUUGGGGUCCCUCCUCGUGGCUUUUGGCCUCUGGGGCCUCUUUGACCGGCGGAGCCUCAGCUGGGUGCUGGGGUCGCCGCUGCUCGCGCUCAGGGUCUCGGCCUGGCUCUACUUGGGGGUCGGAGGCGCCGCCGUCGUGUUGGGGGCCCUGGGGGCCAUCGGGGCCCUGCGGGGGGGCAGGGUCCUGCUGGGGCUGUACUUUGGGAGCCUGCUGCUGCUCUUCACUGCCCAGAUCACGGUUGCAGUCAUUGUCUAUACACAGCGCGUCAAUGUGGCCUCCAAGAUGGCGGCGCACGCGCAGGAGCUGAUCCGGGGGUACCCGGCCCAGGGGCCCCCCCGGGAGCCCCACGAGGGCUGGGACCUCGUCCAGCAGCAGCUCCGUUGCUGUGGCUGGGCCGGGCCCCAGGACUGGAGCCCCCCCGGGGCCGUCGCCUGCUCCUGCCUCGCCCCCAACAGCACCCAAAGGACCCCUCCGGAGCCGCCCCACGGCCGCUGCCCCUUGGCAGCACCCCAGGACCUGUUCCCUAUGGGCUGUGCUGAGGGGGCCCAGCGGUGGCUGGGGCAGAACCUGGUCACGGUGGUUGGGGGAAGCCUCGGCUGCGGCCUCGUGGAGCUGCUCCUGCUCUCGGUGUCGAUGUUCCUCAUCAGGAACCUGGACCCGGACGAGCCCCCGAUGGCGCCGUGAGGGGGGAGGGAGGCUCGGGGGGGGUCCCCGCGUGGCUCCGCCCUCUCCCCUGCUUCAGCCAAUAAAUCACCCGGAACCGGCA